Molecule: messenger RNA, 246 nt
Organism: Phialemonium atrogriseum
Lineage: Eukaryota; Fungi; Ascomycota; Sordariomycetes; Cephalothecales; Cephalothecaceae
Product: ribosomal protein L38e
Exons: 4
Coding region: 1-246 (81 amino acids)
Biological process (GO): translation; protein-RNA complex assembly
Cellular component (GO): ribosome; cytosolic large ribosomal subunit
Molecular function (GO): structural constituent of ribosome
Source: RefSeq, a predicted model, not a curated record
AUGCCUCAAGAAAUCGGCGAUAUCAAGAAGUUCAUCGAGAUCUGCAGGCGGAAGGAUGCCUCUUCCGCCGGGAUCAAGAAGAACAAGAAGACACAGCAGGUCAAGUUCAAGGUCCGCUGCCAGCGGUACCUGUACACCCUCGUCCUCAAGGACUCGGACAAGGCCGAGAAGCUGAAGCAGAGCCUGCCGCCCAGCCUGCAAAUCAAGGAGAUCCCCAAGAAGAACAAGCAGAAGACUUCGUCAUGA